Echinococcus granulosus is the source of this 1632-nucleotide messenger RNA. Its product is annotated as T-complex protein 1 subunit epsilon. Lineage: Eukaryota; Metazoa; Platyhelminthes; Cestoda; Cyclophyllidea; Taeniidae. Gene Ontology annotation, biological process: protein folding. The coding region runs from base 1 to 1632 and encodes 543 amino acids. The record is from RefSeq and is a predicted model, not a curated record. Gene Ontology annotation, molecular function: ATP-dependent protein folding chaperone; ATP binding; ATP hydrolysis activity. Gene Ontology annotation, cellular component: chaperonin-containing T-complex. The transcript is spliced from 4 exons.
AUGGAAGUGUUCAGUGGUCCAUCGCAGUUGGCUUUUGAUGAGUUUGGGAGGCCUUUCAUUAUCCUUAGAGACCAGGAAAAGAAAAAGCGUUUGACUGGUCUGCAGGCACAUAAAUCUCACAUUCUAGCAGCUAAAUCUGUCGCCAGUACUCUGAGAACUUCUCUCGGACCCAAGGGUCUGGACAAACUGCUUGUUAGUCCAGAUGGUGAUGUGACCGUCACAAAUGACGGCAGGACGAUUCUUGACAAGAUGGACGUGCAACACGAGAUCGCCAAACUGUUAGUGCAGCUGAGUCGGUCUCAGGAUGACGAAGUCGGCGAUGGUACUACCGGUGUUGUUGUCCUUGCUGGGGCUCUUUUGGAGCAGGCAGAGACUCUUUUGGAUCGCGGCAUUCACCCGAUUAGAAUUUCUGACGGCUUUGAACUUGCCGCUAAGGUCUGCGUGGGUGUCCUGGACGAGAUAAGCGAAGACUUCAAAUUUUCACUCGAUAAUCGUGAACCUCUUAUUAAAACUGCAAUGACUGCCCUUGGGUCGAAAAUUGUCAGCCGUUGCCAUCGUCACUUCGCCGAGAUGGCUGUUGAUGCCAUUCUCUCUGUCGCCGACAUUAAACGCAAAGACGUCGAUUUCGAGAUGAUUAAGGUGGAGGGCAAAGUUGGUGGUAGAUUAGAGGAUUCGAUUCUCGUCAAGGGAGUCAUUGUUGACAAGGACUUCUCACAUCCUCAAAUGCCCAAAAAGGUGACCGACGCCAAGCUUGCAAUACUUACCUGUCCAUUUGAACCUCCCAAACCGAAAACUAAGCACAAUCUCUUCGUUGAGAGCGUCGAGGAUUACCGCAAGUUGCGCCAGUAUGAACAGGAAAAAUUUGUUGAGAUGGUCGACAUGGUUAAGAAAACAGGCGCGAAUUUGGUGAUAUGUCAAUGGGGCUUUGACGACGAGGCCAAUCAUUUGCUUCUGAGUCGUCAGUUGCCAGCAGUUCGGUGGGUUGGUGGAGCCGAAAUUGAACUUAUUGCGAUUGCCACUGGCGGACGAAUUGUUCCACGCUUCGAGGAGCUAACCGCAGAGAAAUUGGGCCACGCUGGUGUUGUGCGGGAGUUAACCUUCGGGACCACCAAGGAUCGCAUGCUGGUGAUCGAAGACUGCAAGAACUCUAAAGCCGUCACCUGCUUCAUUCGGGGCUCUUCUAAAAUGAUUGUCGAAGAAGCCAAGCGCUCUCUCCAUGAUGCACUAUGCGUGGCGCGUAACCUUAUCCGCGACCCACGUGUCGUGGCUGGCGGUGGCGCCUGCGAAAUCGCCUGUUCAAUUCGCGUCGCCGAGGAGGCGGAGAAGAUCUCCACUAUUGAGCAAUACGCUAUGCGCGCGUUCGCUGACGCUUUAGAAUCCAUUCCAGUCGCUCUGUCUGAGAAUGCUGGUCUUCCAUCGAUCGAGACUGUGGCCUACGUGAAAGGUCGCCAGGUGCAGGAAAAGAACCCACACCUUGGUAUUGAUUGUCUGCAUACAGGCACUUGCGAUAUGAAAGAGCAAAAUGUCUUUGAGACUCUUACCUCCAAGCGUGCUCAAAUUAUGCUCGCAGUGCAGUUGUGUAAGAUGAUCUUGAAGAUUGACGAUAUUCGCACGUCUGCGGACGAAAUGUAA